This is a messenger RNA of Menidia menidia (Atlantic silverside), 1479 nucleotides long. Lineage: Eukaryota; Metazoa; Chordata; Actinopteri; Atheriniformes; Atherinopsidae. The record is from the annotation of a GenBank genome assembly.
GAAGAUAACUAUUUAAGGAAGAGGAAGCAAAGCAGAAAGGAUGUCUGAAAAAAUGAGUAACUGACCCAAGGCUCAUGUGUCAGAUCAGCAGUGGCUCCAUCAGUUAUUUGUUUGUUUGUCUUUUUUCAUAAAGAUGCUCAAUUUCAUGGUUUUCUCUCAUGUUUGGCUCCUGAUCCACUGCAUAGAAAACUCCACAGGAUUUCUGGGUCAGAGCUUCACAUUUAGAGACGGUCGCUCUCCUCCAGACGUGAUCCGGUUCUCAGUCCCAGAGGAUCACCAUGUCUGCAUGCCCUGUGGCACCAUCAACUCAGACGUGAUCUGGACUUUUGAGGACAAAAACGUCCUCGUGACCCGGCGGGGCAGCUACCAGACCAACCGGGACCACCAGCGCUACCACCUCCUGACGGACGGCAGCUUCUGCCUGUUGCAGCUUGACCAUUCUGACGGUGGAAAUUACAGCUGCAACCAGAGGCCGGUGGCCGACCUGCAGGUGCUCACAGGUCAGGAUUUCAGGGUGUCUGCAGGCCGGACGCUGCUGCUCCCCUGCAGAAGCUCCUCCAAACCCAAACAGAGGUGGUUCCGACAGAAAGCAGGGGAAAGGCGACAGGCAAUAUUCACUCGUUUCAGAAACGGUACAGAAAAAUCUGAGAUAGAAGGAAGUCGACUGAGCUACAACAAUGAUGCACUGCAGAUCCAGGACCUGCAGCCAGAGGACACUGGAGAGUAUCUGUGCAAUGGAGAGCUGCAGGCCAGAGUUACCAUCUUUACAGUACAACCUCGGCCAACCAGCAUCCUGUCAGCCACCAGUACAACUCCACCAUCUUCUGACACAACGACAGAUGUGGAUGAAGUAAGGAACAAAACAAAGAGAAGACUUGGAAGUGUUCUGCUGGUUGCUGUCACUGGUUUGGGGUUGAUGAUCAUCUUCUUGGCGGCUGGUUGCAUUAUGCUGAUCAGCAUAAAGUGCAGGAGGAAAAAGAAGAACAAAUAUAGAGACACACAGCAACAUGACGACACAGAGCUGCAGCUGUGGAAGACACACAGCCCGCAAACUGAGUACGAGGUGUUGGAGACGUCAUCCCUGCCGGAGGAGACAAUACAUUACGCCGUUCUGGGUCGACCAAAUUGGAGGGACAGAACCAACUGGUCUCCUUCGGAUCAGAGCCACCAUGUCAUCUACUCCUCUGUCAUGACCAGACCUGCCACCCAAAACACAGUCUACUGAACCUGGUUCAGUUCUACUGACUCUCUCACGUUUGUCUUUGUUCAAUAGGGCUGAUGUCAUUGGGCUUGUCAUUUCAAGUGUCUAAGUUUAGUCCUUUCUCAAGUUUAAACUCAGCGGCCUGUCCUCACAAUGCACAGGUGUUAAAGACUUUAAGUCUUUGGAUUUCUGGGACCUAUUGCAAGGUUCAUUUUUAUUUUGAGCAGGAAAUGCUUUCUGCACUUCUCUCUGCAAUGAAAAUCCAUGAUAUUAAAUCU